AAUUUCUUCGAAAAGAGGGUCGGAGAGUACCAGAAGGCCUCCGUCAUGUCCAGCCUCAACGGUAACGGCGGUGGGACCCAUGUUUUCAAGUUGGACGAGGAUUUCUGAAUUUGUAACAUUUGUGUGGUUCUUUUAUUUGUUCUAAAAUUGUGGAUUUUUUUCUGUCCAGUAAAUUAGUAGUGAUGAGAAAAAAUACGGAUAAAUUUUCGUAAAAUGUUGUUCGCUCAUGUCUAUAUAUCUAACUUCCGUUUCAAUAUUCUGUCUCUUGUUAAUUUUUCUUGAACAAAUCCUCCUCUGUACUUUAUAAACUACUGUUAAUUUCCCGUUGUCCACUUUACCCUUUUCCCUUCGUUCCAUUAAAUUCUAUAUCAAGGAAUAAACUAUCUUUUCCCCUUUUUUUACAAUUCGUCGCUGGGUUUGGGGAAAAAGGACAACGUUCUGGCAUCAAUACCCCGAAACUGAAGUGAAGUGAAGUGAAUCGAUAACGGGAAUUUUAUCUAAUCGUGUGCACGUCAAAGACGACCAUUCGAGCAGGGAAAAGCUUCUGGGGUCCAAAAAUGGCCGUCUCAACUACGACUACUCCGCAGCUGCAGAGCCCCGGAUUCCUCUCUAGAGAACAGUUGCUCCAUCUCUUCAACCGCUUCGCUUUCCUCACUUCCCUGCCUGAUGUGAAGAAAAGGAUUGCAGACGCUGUUGAGGAUAAGCACGAAGCUGUAGCUGUAACCACUGCAAUCCAAGAGGAGAUAUUUCUGGAGAUGGGAGUUGAUCCAGCGUUUGGUUUAUCAUGCCUGGGGAAAGUGAAUGUGGUUUUUGAGAAUGAUCAGGAUUUGAUGAUUCGCUUUUAUAGAUUUCUUGCAAAGGAAGAGAUGGCCUGUGAUGAAGCUGAGCUUGGACCAGAGGAAUUUGCAGAAAGAAUUCUUAGUCAACAGAAACUGCAGGAACAGCAACUGGAGAUGCUAGAGCACAUGCGCAAAUUUCACUUGGAUGACCAAUCUGCAAUUCUUGAGAAGUUGCAUCAGCAGAUGGAAAAUGACAAUUAUGAAGGGGGCUCAUCGGUUUUGUCAUCUGAACAGAUUCAGGAGAUUGUUCAACGGAGGGUGUCACCUUUGUUUAGGCCAAGGUAGUUCGGGAUUAAAAUAUCACUCGUGGUGGUUGUAGUUAUCACUCGUGAUAUGCAUCAUGAUGGAAUGUUGGACUUUUGAGCUCGACUGUUUUCUUUUUUCAUUUGUUUUUUAAAUUGUUUUUUUGUUUUUUGUGCUUUGAUUUUCUUUUUUGAAUCCUAAACCAAAGGGGUAGGGAGUCUGUGGAGCAAUGAAUUGGGUCCGAGUGUGAAUGAAUCAGUGAUUUGAUAAGCAUUACUAAAGUCCCGAGUGGAUACGACAUGGACAAGGAAAUGACAUAAUUGGAUAAGAGUAAUUUUAUGUA
Molecule: messenger RNA, 1425 nt
Organism: Juglans regia (Persian walnut)
Lineage: Eukaryota; Viridiplantae; Streptophyta; Magnoliopsida; Fagales; Juglandaceae
Exons: 7
Coding region: 558-1124 (188 amino acids)
Source: RefSeq, a predicted model, not a curated record